ACGUCUACAACUACCACCACUUCUACCACUCCUACUACUGUUACUACUACGACUACUACAACUCACGCCCUCUUUUCCCCUGCAGUGUGGUCCGUGAUGGGCGUGUCGGGGCGCUCCUGUGACCUGCCCUGCUACCUGAAACCACGCACGCCGGGGGACAGACCCAAGUUGAUCCUCUGGUACAAGAAGGGACAGAGGGCGCCCGUCUUCAGCUACGACGGGCGGGUGCCACAGCUUCUGAAGGACAUCCGGGCGGAGGGCGGCGUGCUGACGGUGACGCGGGAGGCUGCCACGCUCACCUUCGAGAGUCUCACCCUCGCCCACGCCGGCCUCUACGAGUGCCGCGUCGAGUUCUUCCGCUCCCCGACCCACACCAGCCUCGUCAACCUCACGCUCGUCGAACCGCCGCGCGUGGUCGAGGUGAGGGACCGACAGAAGGGGCCGCCACAGAACGGCAUCUUGGGUCCCUACCAGGAGGGCGUGAUGGUCGUCUUCACAUGCCUGGCCAGGGACGGCUGGCCGCUGCCGAACGUGACUUGGUGGCGGGGCAAGGAGAUGGUGGACGGCGGCUGGGAGGUAUCGGGGCCGCGGCUGGUGAGGAACGACCUGGUGGUGUCCAAGCUGACGAGGGACUGGCACAACGACACCGUCACCUGCACCGCCUCCAACACCAAGCUCGUGCCGCCCUACUCCGUCUCCGCCGUCGUCCAGAUGUACCUACUCCCCACGAACGUCGCCAUCACGGGGACCACCACGGCGAGGGAGGGCCGCCAAAUUAGGCUCCGCUGCACCUCGCGCGGCUCACGUCCCUCGGCGCGGCUCUCCUGGACACUACAAGGCAAGCAGGUCCCCGCGGAGAAAGAGAACACGGUGUACGGCCGCGUGACCAGCUCCACUCUGCUCGUGAACGUAAGCAGGGCGCAGGACGGGGCCAUGGUGACCUGCCGCGCCGCCAACCCCGCAGCUCCCAGCACGCCGCUUACAAAUUCCACCACGCUCACCGUCCUCUACCCGCCCGAGGUGAAGGCAUCCUUGGGUCGCUCCCUCAACCCGGGGCUGCUGAAGGAGGGCGACGACGUGUACUUCACCUGCUCCGUGAUAGCCAACCCCCCCGCCACCUCCAUCACCUGGUACCACGAAGAUAAAGAGCAGGUGCAGAACGUAUCAGCGGGCAUCAUCAUCUCCAAGGACUCGCUGGUGGUCCAGAGGGUACAGCGGGGAAGGGCCGGCCGCUACCACUGCCGCGCCACCAACCCCCUCGCCACCGUCACCAGCAACCCCGUCAAGCUGAGGAUACGAUACCUCCCGGAGUGCCACACGUCCUUCACCCGGUACUUCAUUUACGAUCGACCUAUCAACGUCACGUGCACGGUGUCCGCCUAUCCCCCGGCCACUUCCAUCUUCUGGAGGUGGAACAGCAGCUCGGAGGUGGUGCGCGCGACCCCCGAGACCCUAGAGCAGGAGCAGACCACCUCCAUCCUGACGGUGCAGCCCAAACAGAGGCAUGAGGACCGCGCGCUCUCCUGCUGGGCCGUGAACGAGAUGGGGCGCCAGAUCAAGCCGUGUAGUUUCUCCGUGAAGGUUGCCAAUGUGCCGCGGCCCCUGUCGUCGUGCCGCCUUGCCAACAUCACGGCAUCGUCCCUCAGCCUCACCUGCCAGCGGCCAGAGACCCCCGCCGCCGGCACCACCGUCUACCGAGCUGAGGUCUACUUCGAGAACAACACCCUCUUCGCCAACGUGACCUCCAUGCGGCCGAGCUUCAACGUGAGUCGCUUGGACGCGGACACCAGCUACCAGAUCAAGGUGUACGUCACGCACGGACCCGUCACCUCCGAGCCCGUCCUGGUGUCCGCCUACACCUCCCGCACCACCCGCAGGUCCAGAGCGGAUGUUCGGCCCACGCGAGGCAGCAGCGUCGGGGGCCUGGUGGGCGGCGUCCUGGUGGCGGUGGCGGCGGUGGGCGGCGCGGUGUGGGCGAGGCACUAUUGCCGGAAGCGAUGGCGAGGCAGGGACGAGAGGACGAAACAUGACGCCAGGCCUUCCUCGGACGACAGCAACCCUGACGUGGUGCCCACCAUUGCGGAGGAGACAUACGACCUACUACGGGAGGAAGCGAAGUCGAGGGAGACGCUGUACCAGGACCUGGACGCCUCGCCGCAGUGCACGCCCCCCACGCAACACCAACAGCCGCAUCAACUACAACAACAACAACAACAACAGCAACAACAACAACAGGAAACACAACCUUCAACCCCUCAACAGCUUCCACAGCAGCCUCAGCAGCAACACCAACAACAGCAAGCACAGCAACAACAGCUGAUGCCACAACCAACACCUCAGCAGCAGCAGCAACCACCACCACCACCGCCUCAGCCUUCCCAGCCGCAGCCAGCCCCGCGCUACGGCAGCCCGGGGCCCUUCCAGCAGCUGAUAAAGAAAGCAACGGUGACGGAGGUGGACGACAGCCCGCUGGGAGUAAGAACCAGUAUGUACUGCCCGAGGGACGAGGACGAGAGCAUGGUAUGACGGGGCCACGACAGCCACCACGACCACUAGAGACCACACGACCUCCCCCACCACCAGCAGGCAUCCUCUCUCGCCUAUAGAGUCUUCCUCUUCCACGUGGAACAAUCAGCGGUGACAGCAGGAAAGUCCACGAGUCUCGGGAGUACCCUCAUAACUUGCGGAAAGGAAGGGCACUCGGCAGCCAGGGGGAGGAAGGGAGGGAAGGGGUGAGGAAGGACUGGAAACGAAGCAAAGAGGUUAAGAACUAGGGAGAAGGAAGGGAAAAGGAAGAAAAUAAAGAGACGCAGGUAAGGUGAGAAGCUGAUGGUGGAAAAAUAGGUUAUGAGUCGAAAAGGAAGGAGGGCGUGAGAAAUGAGGAAUAAGGGAACUGGGAAAAGAAGACAAAAAGAAAAUGGGGAGUGGGGUAAUGAUGGAAGAAAGAGGAGUGAUAGGGACGUGUGGAGGGUACAGGGAAGAUAGGAAAAGGGGAGAAAGAAUAGGACAGGGAAGGGAUGGAGGUAGAGGACAAUGGGGAGAGGAAGACUGUUAGAGGAAAAUUGCCGUUCUAGAUUUUUCUUAGACCUCACUUCCUUCAUAUUAUUACAUUUCCAACCUUGUGUGUGUGUGUGUGUGUGUGUGUGUGUGUGUGUGUGUGUGUGUUAUUCUAUUCAUGUGCUUCCAUUCCUUCAAGCCCUCAAAAAUACUGUUCUUCUUCCUCCUCCUCCUCCUCCUCCUCCUCCUCCUCUUCCUCCUCCUCCUCCUCAACGACAACAACAACAACAACUCUCAGCCCAGCACUAAGAAAACACUCAAUUGCUUCUUUAACUUUCUCGAUUUCGACAGCUGAGAGAGAGAGAGAGAGAGAGAGAGAGAGAGAGAGAGAGAGAGAGAGAGAGAGAGAAAGCAGGCACUACAACACGUGAUCCUUUUCUCCUUUCUCCUCCUUCUCUCUUUCCUUCAUUUUUCCUUCCCUUACUUUCCUUUCCUUUCUUCCUUCUUCUCUUCCCUUUUUUUCCGUUUUCCCUUCUUUCCAUUCACUCCGUUUCCUUUUUUUGUAUCCGCUUCUUCUCCCUCAUCUUCCUUUUCCUUCAUUAACCUCUCCUCCAUCUCUCUUUUUUCUCCUCCAUCUUUCCUUCUUUCCUCUUUCCUUUCCUCGUUUUUUUUCCGCUUUCCCUUCCUUCCAUUUUUGUAACCCCUUCUUUUCCCCUCAUCAUAUUUCUC
Eriocheir sinensis (Chinese mitten crab) is the source of this 3726-nucleotide messenger RNA. RefSeq names its product neural cell adhesion molecule 2-like. The transcript has 14 exons. Gene Ontology annotation, molecular function: protein binding. Lineage: Eukaryota; Metazoa; Arthropoda; Malacostraca; Decapoda; Varunidae. The record is from RefSeq and is a predicted model, not a curated record. Bases 97 to 2526 code for a protein of 809 amino acids.